AUGCUGUCCAAUCUCUAUCAAUCCUCAUCAAAUUUCCAUGUCAUUCCUCUCAAGAGCGAUCUGAGAAAGGAUACCCUCAUUGGCGCUGAAAUUGCCUUCAACUACAACGCAGAUGGAGGUGAUGACUCCAGACUCUCUCGCAGGCUCAUCGAUGUGAAGGACUUGACCGAGAGCGACCUCUCUCUACUGCGACAGGCACUUUUUGAACACUCCGUCAUUAUUUUCAGAAAUCAGCAAGGGGUUGACCCCAACACGCUACCGUUACUUGCAGCGAUAUGGGACGACCAAGUACAAAGUCACCAUUCAGGCGAAAUUGCUGCGUUGACUGCUACCAACAACAUUCUAUCCAAAAACAAUGCUGCACGCAUACCUCGAGCAAAGGAAGUGACGAUAUUAGGACAAGGGAGCUUCGAUGGGUACGAAGGUAUACCCACGCUCAGGCUACGGCAUGUUAACCACCUCGAGUUUCAUGAUCAGCCUUUAUCACAGGAGGAGCUUGGCCAAGGUUAUACAAGGUUCUAUCGAUUCCAUUGUGAUGCUCCUUUAUACGAAAAACUUCCCGGGAAAGUCACCAUUCUUCAUGCUCUAAAAGUGCCUAAGUCCCCCCGACAAAAGAUCAAAUUUGAAAACGGACAAGAGCUUGAGUUGGAUGCAGGCGCCACGGCAUUUGUCUCGGGAGCUCGUGCGUUUCAACUGCUGACGCCUGAAGAGCAAGAGUUCGCGCUCAACACCAUCGUCCAAUACGCUCCGCGACCUUACGAAUGGAUUCAAAACUGCAAGGCGACUUCAGAUGGUCUCUCUAUCGUCACGACUGGACUAGAGAAACCAUUAGAAGAAUUGACGCCGUGGGACCCGGAGAAGGUGCAGGCUCAUCCGAUGGUAUGGAAGAACCCUCUGUUUCCAGACCGGCCGCAUUUACAGAUUCUGGGCAUGUGUGUUAAGUCCCUGAUCACGAUCGACCCCAAGACGAAGGAGAGGAAAGUGAUCGAUGACCUUGCCGAAGUACGGAAAAUUUGUCACUCAUUUCAGAAGAAAUCCAUGGCACCGUCGUAUAUCUACGCUCACACUUGGCGAGACGGCGACUUGGUCGCUUUUCACAAUCAAGGUGUAUGGCAUACGAUUACUGGCCAGCUAGGAGAUGAUGAUGAGAGAGAAACUACCGAUGCGACUGAGAUAGCGAGAAGGGAGGUCAACAAAAGGCUGAUGUGGCAAUGUACAAUGGCGAGUGGCGUGCCACCAGAGCCUUUCAACCAGAUGUUGAAGACGUUUUAG
This is a messenger RNA of Exophiala spinifera, 1272 nucleotides long. RefSeq lists its product as uncharacterized. Gene Ontology annotation, molecular function: oxidoreductase activity. The transcript is spliced from 4 exons. The record is from RefSeq and is a predicted model, not a curated record. The coding region runs from base 1 to 1272 and encodes 423 amino acids. NCBI's taxonomy places the organism in Eukaryota, Fungi, Ascomycota, Eurotiomycetes, Chaetothyriales, Herpotrichiellaceae.